AUGGUAGAUGCUCUAGUAUCCCAUGUGGACAAGGGAUAUGCUCAUGUCAGUCUCAGUUCAGUAACAAAAAACUACCAGCACAUCUUGGCCUUGGCAUUCGCUGUAAAAGAACUGAAUGAGAAUUCCACCUUCUUACCAAAUAUCACUUUGGGUUUCUACAUCCUCAACAGCUAUAACCUUGGAAGGAUGACUUAUAAGGCCACCCUCAGCCUACUUUCCACACAUCAGAAGCCGGUCCCUAACUUCCGCUGCAAUACUCAGGAGAAUCUUAUAGCUGUCAUUGGAGGCCUUUUGUCUGAGACCACUUCCAAUAUGGGCUCCAUUCUGAACAUCUACAAGACUCCACAGGUGCUUCCCCUUUCUGCCUGCAAUGACUACUGCCAUCCUGGCUACAGUAAGAAAAUGAAGGAAGGAGAGCCAUUUUGCUGUUAUGACUGUAUCGCAUGUGCAGAAGGGAUGGUCUCUGAGCAGACAGAUAUGGAUGCUUGUGUCACAUGUCCAGAUGAUCACCAGCCCAGCAAAGACCAGAAUCAAUGCAUUCCCAAGGUCACAAGCUAUCUCUCCUAUAAAGAGACUUUAGGGAGCAUCUUAGCUCUACUGACUUUUUUCUUUUCUCUGAUCACAGUUUUGGUGCUUCAAACCUUCAUCAAAUACAAGGAUACUCCCAUCGUCAAAGCCAGCAACCAAAGCCUGACCUACAUUCUCCUCAUCUCCCUCCUUCUUUGCUUCCUCAUCACUUUUCUCUUCAUUGGAAAGCCAGGGAAGGUGACUUGCCUUCUCCGCCAAACUGCUUUUGGCAUCAUCUUCUGUGUGGCCCUUUCAAGUGUGUUGGCUAAAACCAUCACUGUGGUCCUGGCCUUCAUAGCCACCAAACCAGGGUCUAAGAUGAGGAAAUGGGUUGACAAAAAAUCUACAUAUUCUGUUGUCCUUUCUGGCUCCUUUAUUCAAAUAGGGAUUUGUACUCUUUGGCUAAGUACUUCCCCUCCAUUUCCAGAUAAGGAUAUGCACUCAGUGCCAGGAAGAAUCAUACUGGAAUGUAACGAGGGCUCAGCUAUCAUGUUUUACUCUGUCCUUGGCUAUCUUGGAUUUCUGGCCAUAGUCAGUUUCACUAUGGCAUUCCUAGCCAGGAAGUUACCAGACAGUUUCAACGAAGCCAAAUUCAUCACUUUCAGCAUGCUUGUCUUUUGCAGUGUUUGGCUGUCCUUUGUUCCAACCUAUUUGACUACCAAAGGGAAAUCUAUGGUGGCUGUGGAGAUCUUCUCCAUCUUGUCCUCCAGUGCUGGCUUACUGGGUUGCAUCUUUUCCCCUAAAUGCUACAUCAUUUUGUUGAGGCCAGACUUGAACAAGAAGGAGCAGAUAAUUAGGAAAAUGUGA
Eublepharis macularius is the source of this 1374-nucleotide messenger RNA. Its product is annotated as vomeronasal type-2 receptor 26-like. Lineage: Eukaryota; Metazoa; Chordata; Lepidosauria; Squamata; Eublepharidae. Gene Ontology annotation, molecular function: G protein-coupled receptor activity. Gene Ontology annotation, biological process: G protein-coupled receptor signaling pathway. The coding region runs from base 1 to 1374 and encodes 457 amino acids. The transcript has 4 exons. The record is from RefSeq and is a predicted model, not a curated record. Gene Ontology annotation, cellular component: membrane.